CUGCGGUAAUGUACACUCUCAGCGAUAUAAAGCCCUCCUAAGCAAUCGCCACCAAAGAGAAUAUAAAAGAAAAUAAUAAACAACGACUUGAAUAUCUCUUACGAACAUAUAAAUCGAUUAAAAAAAAAAAAAAGAAAAGAAAAUAACUAAAAAAUAUAUUAAAAAGAUUUCUACGAUUUUAGAAAACGAUUUAAACUUAGAUGCAAACGAAUUUUCUCAUUAAUAUUUAACAAAAAUUUGUUAUUCAUCGUUGAUUAUGAGUAAAAGGGUAAAAUAUUCUUUAUACUUAUCCUUUAACAUACGUUUUAAAUUUUAAAAGGCUACUAAAACAACAAAUACAUCACAUUAUUCAAACGACACACGAUCGAAACAAUCAAAAAGAGUUGCCAAGUCAUACAAAACGAAAGAAACAGCCCAAGCAAGACAAAAGAUUAGUCUGCAAAACUCUUCGAUUCGAACGUAUUUUAAGUAAAAACUAUUAUGAAAUUAAACUCACGUAUAUGUCCACGUUAUGUGCGAGAAUAAUCGCACAGCAAAUGUUUAAUUUUACAUUUAUAUGCCAAUUGUGAUACUUGAAAUUAUAUAAUCAUUAUAACCAAUGCUUUAAUUAUUAAAAAAAAAAAAAAAAAAAAAAAAAAAAAACAAAUACAAAGCCGUUUAAGAAUUAUGUUUCGCCAAUAAACACAUACAUCCAUCAUAACUCAGAUUUAAAAUUCAGGAAAGUAUUUCGUCCACUUCACAAUCGGAAGAAAUAUUGCUAAUCUGCUGCAGAAUAUGGCUGAAAAAAUAGAACAAGCUGAACAAUCGUUACAUAUCAACCACAAUGAAGGACGCAAAGUACGUAAAUCGCCCGAAUAUCAAGCGCAACAGCAACCUCUUGUCGUACCCGCUAGCAUAACAAGAGAACGUAGCUUCGUACGCACAUCGAACCAACAAAACCUUAACAAGAGGCGCAGCUUGGCUUUCAAUUUACAGGCUAGUGUGAAUCAAUCGGGUCAAGUACGUGGCAAACCCACUAUGGAUAUAUAUAGGCCACCUAGUAUUCGAUCCGGGCUUAUGUGUUAUUAUAUAUAUUUGAAAUGCAAACAUAUACACAAAUGUAUCUUAAUGUUAGAUGUUCGUAAUGAAAACUUGAAUAAAUUGAAUGUUCAUGCCCAGGAAUUUACGUAUCCGUUGGUGGCCAGUACGAGAUCAACACCCACGAACGACAUCUAUAAUAAUCGUUCAUCGAUGGUUUUUCCGAAUAAUUCAUCGGCAUCGGCAGCAUUGCAAUCAAUGCAAUACGUAGCUGCAACAAAUGCAAUGGCUAAUCGCCGCCAGGCGGGGCUCUCUAUCGGUAGCAUGCCCAUAAGCAACAUGAAUGUUAAACAUCACCAUCGUCCGAUUCUAGUAACUCACUCACAUCCUAUGCAAAUGAAUCAUAUGUCCGGCGGUAUGGUUCAACAGGUGCCUUUGCUGAAUUCACCAUCAGGCGGCAAUGUGUUGCACCAAGCGUCUAAUACGAAUCGAGUUAAAUUUGCCCCGGAGCCGCAAAAAAUGCAUAACAAAUCGCACCUGAACAUGAUGCAUAUAGUGCAUAUGAAUAAUGCAUUAAAUCAAAAUUACCAACAACAGCAACAAUUGAACGCCAUGAAUCAAUACAUAAUGGCAAACAAUCAGCAAAUCAAUCAAAAUGGUCCGAUCGAUUCGCACGCUGCCAUGAGUGUCACGCCAUUACAACGCUCAAAAUCUCUAUCGUCAGCCGAUGCUUUAACACGAGGCAUUGCUGGCUUGGGCUUGGGGCUCGGUAACGAAAUAACCGAUAUCGGUCAAUUUACACCCGAAGUACAAGCCUUGGUCGAUGCCGCUCUCGAAGAUCCAAAUAAAUUGAAUUCACGCAGCCUAAUGGAACUGAGCUCACAUUUUAUCAAACGUGCUGUAGAGGGGCGUCGUUACGCUCUACCAAUUUCUAGAAUAUGCUUAAACAUUAUCGCUAAAGAACAAAAGGAAACAUUUUUAGAGGCCAUCUUAAAUACCUGCCGCCAAUGGUAUCAAGAGCGAGAAAAGUUACUCUUUCUGAUUCAAGGAAUGAAGUCGCCCUCUCGAGCUCGUUUUACCGCGUUUAUGGCAUUUCUAACCGAAAUGUUUUGCCAGUUAAAACGACGACAAUUACAAUUGCGCACCCAAUGCGAAGGUGCCCCACCACCCCUGGUACUACUCACCUUACUUUCCAAAUGCUGCGAAGAUUGCGUAAAACCACCUGUCAGAUCUUUAUCUGAGAUUGAAUGCUUAUUCUAUGUGCUUACAUGCAUUGGACAAGAUAUGGAAAUGCAAUUACCUCAACAAUUGGAGCUUUUACUCUCUAUGAUACGCGAUGCCUUUUUGAAUGCAAGCGAUUCAGCUCCAGCCAUACGUCGUACACUAUUACAAUUGAUUGAAUUGCAGGCUUCACAUUGGCAAUUGCCCGGCAACACUGUGCUCUAUUAUUAUCCUUCAGCCAAAUAAAUAAAUUUCUGACUUGUACUUGGAUGCAAUAAUUUUAAUCGAAUCCAUUUUUUCUAUCAUAUUAUUAGCAUUAAAUCCGAUCCUUCAAUCAUUCAUAUUUUGAAACAAAUCAAUUAAUUGAAAAAUAAUUUCUCUAUAUAAAAUAUAUAAUUUUUUUGCAUUUACAUAUAUAAAUGCAAAUUUUUAGUGACAUCAAAUAAUAAUACAUUUUAAAAAAAAUAAUAAUAAUAAAAGAGAAAACACCUAUAUAAGUUAAAAUUACUAACAACAUUAUAGAGAUCAGAGAUUUCAACAAAAAAGAAAAAAUAGCAAAAAAAACAAAGAAAAAUGUUUUCAUUCUUAAAUGCUCAACAGCUUCAUAUGAGUUAAUAUUGAAAAUCUCUGCUUUAUAUUUUAAUCUAUUAUUUAUUUAUUAAUUCAAAACAAUCUCGUAUAAACAUCUUACAUACACACAUUCAUUACCUAUGUUUAUCGGACUUGAAAAAGAUAUAUUGCAAAAAAAAAUUUCGGGAUUUUGCGAUAAUAAAAAAUCUUGUUAAUAAAAUAGCGGAAAUCUAUUUUCCAUUACUAUAUAUACGCAACUGAUUAAAUGUUAAUUUAGGAAAAAAAAAUCAUGUUAUAUACUCUUUAAUCCCAAAUAAGAUAUUCAUAUACACAAAACCUAUACAUCAUUUAUUUCUAAACUAGUCAAAAAACUAUUACAUACACAUAUACACACAUCUACACAACAAGCC
Messenger RNA from Glossina fuscipes, 3218 nucleotides. RefSeq lists its product as uncharacterized. The transcript is spliced from 8 exons. Gene Ontology annotation, biological process: regulation of translational initiation. The coding region runs from base 775 to 2484 and encodes 569 amino acids. Gene Ontology annotation, molecular function: protein binding; translation activator activity; RNA binding. The record is from RefSeq and is a predicted model, not a curated record. Lineage: Eukaryota; Metazoa; Arthropoda; Insecta; Diptera; Glossinidae. Gene Ontology annotation, cellular component: cytosol.